AUGCCUUCCCUCGAAUCCGAUAGCUGGCAUGUACGCCCUCGAGCCAUGACGUUUCUCCCCAACUUGCUGACGGGCGCCGACGUCCUUGUCGGCGAUCUUGUUUGCCAGGCGGUUCACAUAUCGUGCCUUGUAUUGCAUGCUCUCAUUCUUGGCGCGGGAAUUUAUGGAUUCAUAUCAUGUAGUAGUGAUAUGGGUUUCAGUGAGCAUCAUUGCUCCUCUAACGGCUCAAGGAUAAACCUUCCAUGGUCAGCAUCGCUCAUGGGGAUGGUGACCGAGUUCGCGAAUCUAGUCUAUCUCAGCCGAAUCUCAGCUCUCGAAAAGCGAGAAACAGAUAACACAAGCCAUCAGCAGCGGCUCCAAAAGCUGUACACCCUAACGGUUGGCAUGCUUUUCAACAUUAUAUUCAUGCUCGUUGAUUUUAUCAUCAUGCAGAAAGCAAAUUCCUUGGCCGAAGGAAGAUGGACUCACCUCUCCAUCCUUGCCACGAUAGAAAUGAUUGGCGGAGCCCUCUUGAUGGCUUUAUUGAUUCUUCAUGCUUGCAAGCUAUACAGAGUUCUUCGUCAGAGGAGUCAAGUGUACGAGGUUUUAAACAAUCUGGAGGAAGGGUUCGAGGAUGAAUAUCGGGAUUUGGAAUGA
Molecule: messenger RNA, 636 nt
Organism: Clonostachys solani
Lineage: Eukaryota; Fungi; Ascomycota; Sordariomycetes; Hypocreales; Bionectriaceae
Source: the annotation of a GenBank genome assembly